UCCAAAGGCUCAGGCCUAGAGACUGGACUCUGAUCUCCAGAGCACCAGAAAGGUGAAGGCUGGAACCUGAGUUGCUGUUUUCUGUUUUCUGGGGCAGAGGUGAUUGGCAGCCUUGUUGUGAAACAGCCCCUCUCCCACAGGGUGGCUGAGCCAUAGAAAUGGGCUCCUAAUGCUGCAUCUGUUGUCCAUCGUGCUACUGACUGGGCUGCUGGUCGCUGUUCUUGUUCAAGGUUUCAAGAGCCCUAGCUCCCUAGAGAAUGAGAAAAUCUACAAACAAUUGAUGCAGCUGAAGGUUGUAGUGGACAGCCUUUGCCUUCCUUGCCCUUGGGAUUGGAAAUUUUUCCAUGGAAAGUGUUACUUCUUCUCCAAGUCUCAGCGUACCUGGAAUGAUUCUGCCACUGCCUGCCAGGAAGUAGAGGCCCAACUAGUCAUCAUUGAUAAUGACGAAGAACAGACAUUUCUGAGUGUGAUUUCUGAGAAUGAAGUAUCUGUCUGGCUGGGUCUCUCCUAUGUGAAAGAAGAAGGCAUUUGGAAGUGGGUUGAUCACUCACCCAUGGAUGACAGAUUCAAGAAGUAUCAGAGGGGAAAUCAAAGUGAAACUGAAGUCUGUGCAGAAGUUACAGAAGGCUUAUGGACUGCUGACAGAUGUGACCUUAAUAAAUUUUGGAUCUGUGAGAAGUCUGCAGCCCCUUGUCCGGCAAGUAAAGUCUGAUCUUUCUACAGUCCUUGAAGCUGGAUAUCCCUGCAGUCCCUCAUGUUGUGGUGACCUGGAAAAUAUAAUUAUUGCUACUUCAUAACUAAUUUUGCUUCUGUUAGGAAUCGUAAUGUAAAUAUCUGAUAUGCAGCUUCUUGUGGGGAUCACGACCCACAGGUUGAGAACCAUGGCCCAGUGGCAUUGGAUCAUUUAUAUACUUCCACCAGUGUUUCCAUAUGUUGUACAGUAAUUUCUACCCUAGAAUCACUGAGACUUUAGGAGAACGUCAGGGUAUACAUAUGCUUCAGCAGUUAGGUGUACUUGCUGCUCUUGUAGCCGACAGGGUCUCAUGAACUUCUGGAUCAGUAUAAUAGAGUUCUGGAGGCUCUUGCAGAGGACAAGGGAUUCAAAACUACCUGUGACUCCAGCUCCAAAGGAUCUUGCAGUGCCUCCUGGACCCUGUGGGUAUCUGCACUUAGGUGCACAUAUCUACAAAAAGUCAUACAUACACACAUAAUUAAAAAUAAAUGUUAAAUAUUUUUCUACAAAGACACAGGAAGUUCUAUAGGGAGCCUCGUAAACACUUAGGAAGAAAAAACAGUGCACAAGUCUCAUGAAUUCCCUGAAACUUACCAGACUGACAAGGGGCCACCCUCCCUAAAAUUAUAUAAAGAGCAGUGAGGAAUGCCUAGAAGAGGAAACUUUCUGGUCUGUGGAGCUGCCUACAUGUUACAGAGUUUGUGAGUUAUCACUUAUGUGCUAGCACAGCAGUCUUUGGGUCCUCUUUCUUCAUGUAAGCCACUCUCUAUCCACACCACUGUAGUAACCCCAAUAAACUUACUGGUUCACAAACUGCACUCUGGGGAUAUCCUUACCAUUGUCAGUUCUGUUUGAAGGGCGGGAAUACAACUUCUCAAGACUCCUCAGGAAGAGUGUUACAUAGCACCAGGUUCUCCUCGGCUCUGAGGGUGUGGUUGUGAGACAUCUUUGCAUGUGGGAUGCAUACAGCAGCUGGGCAUAUUCUAUUAUUCUACUAUCUCCUUGGAGGUGCCAGAAAUUUUUUUCUUCCUUUCUUUCUUUAUUUAUUUUAUUAAAAAUUUCUACCUCCUCCCCUCCUCCCAUU
Molecule: messenger RNA, 1817 nt
Organism: Arvicola amphibius (Eurasian water vole)
Lineage: Eukaryota; Metazoa; Chordata; Mammalia; Rodentia; Cricetidae
Product: CD209 antigen-like protein E
Exons: 5
Coding region: 170-712 (180 amino acids)
Source: RefSeq, a predicted model, not a curated record